ACGGUAGAGUGAUACGAAGGAAAAUUUUAUUUUUUCAUAUGAUUUCAUAGUUCACGCUUUUUUUUAUAUAAAUUUCCCUGUAUUUGAUUUACUGCACGGGCAACAAAUAAGUUUCACAGAAACGUAUAAUCCUCUUAAAAACAAUUAUGGACAACAAAAUGAACGAUAUGAUCAACAAAAUGGGAGCUGCUAAAGGUCUGAGUUUGGGUGUAAAACUAGUUGCUGGUGUCGGUAUUGCUGCAUACGGUUUUGCCAAUUCCAUGUUCACAGUUGAAGGUGGUCACCGUGCUAUUAUGUUCAACCGUAUUGGUGGUAUACAAAGAGAAGUAUAUCCAGAAGGAUUACAUUUUCGUCUACCAUGGUUCCAAUAUCCUGUAAUUUUCGAUAUUAGAUCAAGGCCUAGAAAGAUUUCUUCUCCUACUGGAUCUAAAGACUUGCAAAUGGUCAACAUUUCUCUCCGUGUCUUAUCUCGCCCAGAUGCCAUAAAAUUACCAGACAUGUACCAACAUUUAGGUAUCGAUUAUGAUGAGAAAGUUUUACCUUCAAUUUGUAAUGAAGUUUUAAAAUCAGUAGUUGCUAAAUAUAAUGCAUCACAACUUAUUACCCAAAGACAACAGGUUUCGCUGCUCAUUAGGAAACAACUUGUCGAUCGUGCUCGUGAUUUUAACAUUAUUCUGGAUGAUGUUUCCAUAACCGAAUUAAGUUUUGGCAAAGAAUAUACAGCAGCUGUAGAGGCAAAACAAGUAGCCCACCAAGAAGCUCAGCGAGCUGUCUUCUUUGUUGAACGUGCCAAACAAGAACGUCAACAAAAGAUUUUGCAGGCUGAAGGAGAAGCGGAAGCAGCAAAAAUGUUAGGAGAAGCUAUUGGUCGAAAUCCAGGUUAUUUGAAACUUCGUAAGAUCAGAGCUGCACAGAAUAUUUCUAGAACGAUUGCCACUUCUCAAAACAGAGUAUACCUUAGUGGAAAUGGUCUCAUGUUGAAUAUUAGUGAUCCCUCAUUUGAUGAACAAAGCGACAAAUUAUUGAAAAGCGGAUCAUUUAACAUAGAAUCAAAUUAUGAAUCAAUUAUUAGUGUUCAAUCCGUUGAAAAUGUUGGCAGUAUUGCAAAAAAAACUGUAGUCGACUUAUUAAGGUAAAAACUGACUAAAAAAGAUGGGAAAAUAAUGUGAUAGAUAACAAUACAAAUUUUUUAUAUUACUUUUCA
Molecule: messenger RNA, 1204 nt
Organism: Sipha flava (yellow sugarcane aphid)
Lineage: Eukaryota; Metazoa; Arthropoda; Insecta; Hemiptera; Aphididae
Gene: Phb2
Product: prohibitin-2
Exons: 7
Coding region: 147-1136 (329 amino acids)
Biological process (GO): mitochondrion organization
Cellular component (GO): mitochondrion; membrane
Source: RefSeq, a predicted model, not a curated record